AUGGCAAAAUUGGUACAUAAUAUCCAGAAGAAGCAGCACAAGGAGCGGUCUCAGACGAAAGAUAGAGAAAGGUAUGGGCUAUUGGAGAAGAAGAAGGACUAUCGGUUGAGAGCCGCCGACUUCCACAAAAAACAGGCUGCCAUAAAGGCCCUUAGAAACAAGGCAUCGCAAUACAAUCCUGAUGAAUACUACCAUGCCAUGACCAGAAAGAGAACCGAUGACAGAGGAAUAAUCGUGUCGGAUAGAGGAAACGAGCUGUUAUCUGUUGACCAGGUGAAGUUGCUUAAAACUCAAGAUUCAAACUAUAUUCGUACGAUGAGAUUGAAUGAGUUAAACAAGAUAGACAAGCAAAAGCAGAGUUUGGCAUUUAAGGCCAAAGGAAAACACACAGUUUUCGUCGGGUCCAAACAAGAACAAGAGAGGUUUUCACCAGAAGAAUACUUCAACACCGAUAAAGACUUUUUGAGUAGAAGAGAGAAUAGGCCCAGAAUUGAGCAGUUGGAAAGUAACAAGAAGAUCAUCGAAAGCAACAUAGACGAGGUUGUGAGAGAAAGAUUGAACGAAAAGAAGGUCAAGCAGUACAAGUUGUUGAAAAGUCGGAUGGAAAGAGAACAGCAGCUCAAACAAGUGGAAAGUAGAAUGGAGCAGCAGAAAGAGUUGAUGAAAAAGGGUAAUAAGAAGAAGGUGGUGGAUGGGUCCGGGAACAUCCACUUCAAAUGGAAGAUCCAGAGAAAGAGGUAG
Messenger RNA from Yamadazyma tenuis ATCC 10573, 741 nucleotides. Its product is annotated as rRNA-processing protein. Lineage: Eukaryota; Fungi; Ascomycota; Pichiomycetes; Serinales; Debaryomycetaceae. Gene Ontology annotation, cellular component: nucleolus; small-subunit processome. Gene Ontology annotation, biological process: rRNA processing. The record is from RefSeq and is a predicted model, not a curated record.